AGCUGGGACGUCGACCGAAGAGGUCCUACCCAACAGUCGCUCUCAGCGAAUCCGUCUCAAGCCGCGACCUUUUUAGAUAAUGGACGUAACACGUACAUCCUGACCUCUCCGGAAUUGUGAUUGUGUAAAGGGAGUAAUUACGAAUUUUGGUGUGAAGUGAUAAAACGAUUUUUUCUUCAGCGCCUAUACCGGGUUUUGUAGACCGAGGGGAAACUUGUUGCUUGCGUCCGUCGUAUUUGAUACGAACUUUAUAGGCGUCUGUUAUAAUUUUGGAGAGAUUUUCAAAAUUUUUACCAAACCGAACGUCUGGGCAACGAAACUGUAGCUUGAAACAUAAAAAAGGGGCCUCACACCUACCCGUCAGCAGCCAUGGGUUGUGCAAUCAGCAAUGCUGCUGAUAGGGUUGCAGCAGAAAGGAGCAAGAAGAUAGACAAAGAUUUACGGCUAGCCGGGGAAAGGGCUGCAAGAGAAGUUAAAUUAUUACUCUUAGGUGCUGGUGAGUCAGGAAAAAGUACAAUAGUUAAACAAAUGAAAAUUAUUCACGAAACGGGAUACUCUCCGGAAGAAUGUGAACAAUACCGUCCAGUUGUCUAUUCGAACACAAUCCAGUCUCUCAUGGCCAUCAUUAGAGCCAUGGGGCAGCUCAAGAUCGACUUUACUGAUUCCAGUAGAGCGGAUGAUGCCAGACACUUUUUCACACUUGCAAGUGCAGCAGAUGAAGGAGAGCUGACGCCAGAAUUGUCUAGAGUAAUGAAACGAUUAUGGAAUGAAAGCGGAGUUCAGCAUUGUUUUAGCCGAUCGCGGGAGUAUCAGCUUAAUGAUUCUGCGGCAUAUUACCUGAAUGCCUUGGAUCGUAUAUCGAGACCGGGGUACAUUCCGACACAGCAGGAUGUUUUACGAACAAGAGUUAAAACAACUGGCAUCGUGGAGACAAACUUUUCAUACAAGAAUCUUAAUUUCAAACUUUUCGAUGUUGGUGGUCAGCGUUCUGAAAGGAAAAAAUGGAUACACUGUUUUGAGGGUGUAACAGCUAUUGUCUUUGUUGUUGCUUUGUCAGGUUAUGACCUUGUCCUAGCUGAGGAUGAAGAAAUGAACCGAAUGAUUGAGAGUAUGAAGCUGUUUGAUUCCAUAUGCAACAACAAGUGGUUCACAGAAACCUCCAUAAUUCUUUUCUUGAAUAAGAAGGAUUUGUUUGAGGAGAAAAUCACUAAGUCUCCCCUAACUAUAACCUUCCCAGAGUACACAGGUAGCAACACUUACGAAGAAGCUGCUAAUUAUAUUCGUAUGAGGUUUGAAAGCCUAAAUAAAAGAAAGGACCAGAAGGAAAUAUAUACCCAUUACACAUGUGCAACAGAUACCAACAAUAUCAAGUUUGUCUUUGAUGCAGUUACUGAUGUCAUCAUCAAGAACAAUCUCAAGGAUUGUGGGCUGUUUUAGGAAGUGUCAUGCAUUGGACUAGAGCAGGUAUUAUAGAACCACCUUUGUAUGCAAUCCCCGACACUCAUCACACUUACGUAGGGUUUCCUUAAGUUGGUUCUUUUGCCCUUCCUUCACAUUCCUAGCAGGAUAUGGAGUUAGUACCAAAGUACUCAGUAUGAUUACGAUGGCUACACAGGUAUGCGUAAAUGUUUUCUGCCGAACAUAGUAGUGACGAAAAUGUAUCACGGAUUAAACUAAUGUGCAUAUCUGUUGUUAGACUUGAGUCUUGUGCAUAAAUGGUUUAUAGAGUUGAUAUCUGUAAAUCAGCAAAAAUGUGCAUGUGUGGACAAGUGUGCCAUGUAUUAAUUUGGGCCAGUGAUUUUUGGUAACGCCAAUGUUUUGCAAGUUUCUCGUUAAGUUCUUCAUGCUGUGACAGAAGUGGACUCCUGCCAGACAAGUUUGUCAAGUUGGAACAAAAUAUUUCCUUACUAUUUUUUUAUGCUUGCUAGAAAUGUUUUCCUUGGCAAUGCUUUUUAGUGCCUAAUUUGUAAAUGAUACGUGAUGCAACUUCUGUGCAUUAUCAAAUAACCUGCUUGAGGUAUGUAUCCGUGUGGCUGUGCUAACAGCCAGUGAAUUUUCUUAAAAGUUGAAUACAGUUUAUUUAAAACAAUGUACUAUUUGAUAAAUAGCAUAUAUUUAGUACUGUAGUAUAAAGUGAAUUUUUAUCAAGAAAAUUUUGUGAAAUUAUAUUAAACUUUAUGUAUUUUGGUAUAUAUUUAACUAAUUAUUACUGUGCUUUCUUUGUAGAAGGUAUUAAUUUUAAUAUCCUUCAAAUGUUAUGGAAGAAACUUUUUGAAGUUUAAAAUUCUUGAGGUUCGGUGAAUGGAAUAGUUUGAGGAUUAAUAAAUUAUCUUUUAGAUACUUAAACGCAUUUGAAGAGGGUAUUUGUGCAAUAUAUUUAGAUUGGUGGAUUUAUUGUAUCUGAAAAUGAUUGAUCGGUGACCUUGUACAUACUACAAGAAGCCAUAGUUAUCAUAAUUUGAAGAUGUGAUUGGUAUAUUUAAUGACCCUUUGAAGGCCACAUAGUUUAUUAGUAUCAUGGUUAAAUUGACUUCAGUCAAGCUCAAAAUAGGAAUGUAAAAGUACAUUUUCUUUGGUAGCACAGUAAUAGUUUUUAUUUUUGUAAGCCGAAAUAUUUUUAGGAACUAUGUGGUAGUUUGAAUGUAACUUUUUUUUUUUUUUCUUCUUAAUAGAUAUUACUCCGCUUUCCAGUUGUAGCUAUGCAGGACAUUGGUUGGUUGGAUUUUUGUAUUUUAAAAAUAAAGCCUGAGUUUUUUGUACAAUUUACAGUAUAGAACUAAGGCUACAAGGCAGAAGUUGCCACAAGUUGUAAACAUUUUGUAAGCAUUAUAUAAUUGCUAAGGAUAUUAUCCUAAUAAUUCUCUUGUAAAUGGAUGGAUGGUAGAUGCUGUCAGGCUUAGAAUUUGCUAUUUUGGUGUUGGCCAGUAUCAUCCAUGUAGAGGAAGGCUAUAACAUGUAAAUAGUGAUGUGAGAGUACUAUGGAAAAACUUGAAAAGGCAAAUGAUAUAAAAGCCUAACUUGAGAUUAGGUAUACAGAUUGUCUCAGAUUAUGGGCAAUUAUAAUAUGCACUAGUGUGGAAGAUGUAGUUUGGAAAUUUGCUUUCAUAUCUUCAGGUGAGGUUAUUGCAGGACAGUUAUAUGCAAGUUAGGUGCCACAUUCAUCAUCAGUCUAGUUAGAAACCGUUGCAGUUGCACAAUCUUUUAAGUACAUCAGUACAGAGGAUCUUGUGCUUCUGCGUUACAAUUGUUUUUAAUAUGUGAUGAGUAACUUUUGAGCCUUUAAUUUCAUUACAACUUAAUAUUAGAUGCAGGUUCUUGGGGCAGUUAUGUAUUUACUCAUGGGGAUAAUUCUCAAAACUUUAAAAAUAUUUUCUAUUCAUAAAGAUCUAUUAAAAUUGAAUUCAUGGUAUGACGACUUCACAAGUUGACACUUGUGGGAGUUUAGCUGCUCUUGUGAGUUCGUGGGACCUGCUUUGUUUUUAUUAAUGGUCAGUGUCACUUCCUAGACUGUUUUUAAGAUAUGAUUGGCAUGUUUUUAAAGUGAGAUUUAUGAUUGACAUCUCUGAAUUGAAUAUUGCCUCUUAAUGGUUAAGAUUGGUUAGAAAAGUUGUAGUCAGUCUAAACAUAAGAGCACAAAACUCAGUAUGAAAGCAUUUUAAAUUUUUACUUGAGGUAAAAGCACACAGCAACUGAUAGUGGCCAGAAUACUUUACAGUUUACAUUGGAUUUGCAUACAGUAAAAUUUUUUUUUCAUGAUGCCAUAAAAUUUAAUAGUUGUUACAUAGCUGUCAACCAGCUGCAUUUAUUUGCCAAGUAGGGUUACAAUCUAAAAUAGAUGGUCAAGGGUACAAUUCUCUGACUCAUUUUCUAGAAUGGUUGACUACUAGCUAUGUGAUCUAGUGGAUUACUUUUGUUACAUAUAUUUUUUUAGAGGAAUGAAGUACGUACUUUUUUUACAAAUACUGUAGAAUUUUCUAGAGGAAUUAACCUUAAACUUGGAGAAGUCUUGUAGUUAGGAAAAUUUAAUUUCACUCAUCAGUUUUUCAUAUUCUUGUACAGCUGUGAACAGUAAAUAGUAAAAGGUG
This is a messenger RNA of Macrobrachium nipponense, 4085 nucleotides long. It is a transcript of the gene Galphai, whose product is annotated as guanine nucleotide-binding protein G(i) subunit alpha. Bases 370 to 1437 code for a protein of 355 amino acids. The record is from RefSeq and is a predicted model, not a curated record. NCBI's taxonomy places the organism in Eukaryota, Metazoa, Arthropoda, Malacostraca, Decapoda, Palaemonidae. Gene Ontology annotation, molecular function: G-protein beta/gamma-subunit complex binding; GTP binding; G protein-coupled receptor binding. Gene Ontology annotation, biological process: adenylate cyclase-modulating G protein-coupled receptor signaling pathway. Gene Ontology annotation, cellular component: heterotrimeric G-protein complex. The transcript has 9 exons.